Molecule: messenger RNA, 2779 nt
Organism: Cinclus cinclus
Lineage: Eukaryota; Metazoa; Chordata; Aves; Passeriformes; Cinclidae
Gene: RITA1
Product: RBPJ interacting and tubulin associated 1
Exons: 3
Coding region: 1-738 (245 amino acids)
Biological process (GO): negative regulation of Notch signaling pathway; nuclear export; Notch signaling pathway
Cellular component (GO): nucleus; cytoplasm
Molecular function (GO): tubulin binding
Source: RefSeq, a predicted model, not a curated record
AUGCGGGCGGCGGGUCCGGCCCCGGCCUGCGGCUCCGCGGGCACCGCCGCUCGCCCUCCGCGGGGCUCUCGGGGCCGCCGCCGGGUGCGGCCGUCCUUCGUGGAUGAGUCUCUGUUCGGCCGCCCCGCGGGGGCCCGCCCUCCGCCGCCCGCCUUCCCCCCGCCCUGGGCGGCUCCCUCCGCCGGCGGCUCCCGGCCCGGCAGUCAGUGCAGGUCCCGAAGCCACGCUCCGUCCUUCUGUGACGAGUCCCUCUUUGGUGCCAAGCCUCAGGGUCCUGCCUGGGCAGCUCCGCGGAUGAAGAAAGAAGAUGUAGCCAAGCUCCAUUCGCUGCUCUGGAGUCCCCCUCCCGCCCCCCGAAACCAGCCUGGCCUUUUCGCACGCUGCCCGGGGACUCCCCUGCGAGCCGUCCACCCCCCGGCCUCUGCACCUCCGGCCACGUCUGAGCCCGGCCCCAAGGACAAGUUGUGUGGCUGGAGGCACCCCGGGAGCGAUGCUUGUUCCAAAGGCCGGGGUGCUCCUGGCAGAGGGCGUUCUCAGUCUGUCAGCCGGCUGAGCACCCCCCUGGACAGGAUUUGCCUGUCUUCCAACCUCGGCGCAGAAAGGCGGAAAAACCAGAAUGCUCCAACCACCCCUACUGCCCCUCUGGUGAGGGGUCGGUCCAACAGCCUGUCCGGAUCUCCUGUACUCCAGAACGCCAAGGCAGCAGGUGGCUGCAAAGCCAGACCCCCCUGGAAGUGAUGCCAGGUGUCCCUCUGGAUGUACAUAUAGCCUUAGUCUACCUGAGGCUUCCCUGUGACCAAGCCCACGAAGACCCUGGGCUUUUCCAUGGCUGGAAACAAAGGAUGAGGCUGCUCCAUGCUGGAAGAAAAGCCAGGAGCCAGAGGUGACCGUAUUGUUGGGAGCAGUGCCCUCCUUGUUCAGGGCACAAUCCCACAGCACCAGGGCAGGACAGCCUUGGUGGGAACAGCUGCUCCCUGUGAUGUCCAGUGGUUGUCAGAGGAGGUUCCUGCUGUCUGGGAAAUCCAGCCGGGAAGUUGGAGCAGGAGUGCCCACAGUGCAGUCCAGGGCCCUUCCAGGCACAGGUGUUGAGAGGCUGCUCUGAGGUCCCCCAAAAGGUUCCCUUCUCCAGGAAAUGGGCUCCAUUCCCUCUGCCUCUAUGCACUGGAUGUGCUGUGGUGUCUCCCUGCUGUCCUGGCUUUGUGUGACCAACGCCUUAUGGACUCCUCUGAAAAAGCAGGACAAGGGAGGACGAGCACAGAGGUGAGGAAAGCACUGCCCUGUGUCCUGCUGUGGGAUGGUCCCAGGCUGGAUGAGGUUUGUGACAGAGAAGGAUUUGCAGGGAUUUUGGCAGCUCGUGGUGAUGAGGAGGUGCUGGGUAGAUCCAUAAUUGUGUGGCUGGUGCUGAGGGUUGUGAGGUGCUCACAGCAGUACCACAGUGUUGCCAAAUAAGUGCUCCGAGACAAAUCUGGGAUCUGUAGGACGCUACUGAGUGAUCUGGGCACCUCCAAAGCUCCUCCACUUCCUUUGCUGAGGUGGGAAGGAGCAGCUCUGUCUGUGUGGAGGUGGAUAAAGGACAUGGGGUGGGGGACCCGGGGAUUGCAGUCACUGCUCCCUGGGGAGGGAGGCUGUAGUGAGGAGCUGCCAAGGUUACUAGGAGUUUGGUGACUCCCAUGCCGAGGGAAACACUCAAAUUCACCCAAGGACACACCAAGCCAGGUUAAGAGCAUCAUUCUGCACCCAGAAAUGAUUUCAUUGCACCUUGAACAGCAGCAGGAUUGGGCCUUGACCCACUCCAGCCAGCCAGGAGCCUGCGCUGAGUGGAAUUUCUGCUCAUUUCUUGGCUGAUGGGAAGCAAGAAUAACCUGUUAGUAUUAAAAGCUAAGAAGGUGAGUGAGGAUCCUUGUGAUUAGCUCCAAGCUCUCAGAUCUCUCCCUAUGCUUCCCAUUGAGGAAAUUCAGCAGCUCUUCUCCACCUGGGGUAAAAUUGGAGGGACAUGAAACAAUUGUGGCCUUCUCAGAGGAGGGGUUGGGAGUGCUGGUGUCAAUCUGAGCCUGAUCAGCUGUGUUUGGGAUGUGGCACAGUGAUGGGCAAAGCUGUGAAGGCUGCAGGUCUCACUGGGCUGGGAGAGAACCCAGAUGUGAUUUGGACACUAGGUGGAGACAAGAGGGCUGAGGAUUGAUGCAGCAGCAGCAGGAAUGCUGUUUCCCAGCAGCAGGUGGGGAGAGCCAGUGAGGAGAGUCCUCAGCAAACUGGGGAGAGUGUCCUGGAGUCUAAGCAGCCGAGAACUGAACCAGCACCAUCUGGGAGAGCUUGGAGUCCUUGGAAGAGGAAGCCUCUUAAAAUAAGGAUUUUAUCUGAAAAUGGAGUUGACAGUGGUCUGUGUGGCCAGGAUUGGCCACUUUACCCCCACUGCUGUGCUCGGGGUCCAAGGAAUCAGUGGGGGAAAGUAGAGCACAUCUCAUCUCAGCCCAGCCACACUGGCACUUCUUGCUAUUUACACAUGAGGACAAUGUUGGUUAAGUAUAAAUGGUGUUGGUUAAGUAUAAAUGGGAUGUUUGCAUUUUGUUCCAUGAUUCUCACUCAAAUUGGUUUACAACAGCUUUGCUGUUGCCCUUUCCUCUUGUUCUGCCACAGCUGUGCAGCCCAGCAUGAGAGCAAAAGCUCCUCUGUGCUCCUCUGGUGCUCACAUGGAAAAAAAAAAAAACAACAUGUUAAAUCUGAAUAAAAUUAGGUGGGGGAAAUGUUCAGUUGUUUCCUACCUCCAGAUCCAGCCUGUCCU